GUCAGGCGGGUUCCUAACGUCAAUUUAACCGACACCGGCGACAACCAACAAUUUAAACUAGGAUUUUUCUCUACUGUCGACAAAAUGAUGCGUGUUUCUGAAGAGUAGGCUUCUUAUUAACGUAUUUCCGUGUGGACUGACGCGGUGAUGUUGCCUCCCUCAGAGAAACUGCCUGUUUCAGACUGAGUUUCGGCAUGACAGGAAUGAAGACAUAUCUGCAACAACUUUCAAUAUCUCUUUUAAACGUCAAAAUCUCAUUACCUUGCUAUCAAGACUUCCCAUACAGACUUUCAAAUGAAAAUGGAGGAUAUGCCCCUGUCAGGCCCAGACAACACCAGGCUGGAGGCCUUGGUCCAUGACAUCUACUCUGAGCUGGUGGAAGAUGCGUGUUUGGGCCUGUGUUUUGAGGUGCAUCGUGCUGUGAAACAGGGCUAUUUCUUCUUGGAUGAAACAGAUCAAGAGAGCAUGAAGGAGUUUGAAAUUGUGGAUCAGCCAGGAGUGGACAUAUUUGGCCAAGUGUACAAUCAGUGGAAAAACAAAGAGUGUGAGUGCCCGAACUGCAAAAGACUGAUAGCAGCUUCUCGCUUCGCCCCACACUUGGAGAAAUGUCUUGGCAUGGGACGCAAUAGCAGUCGCAUCGCCAAUCGCAGGCUAGCCAGCAAUAAUAACAUGAGCAAAUCAGAGAGUGAUCAGGAAGACAACGAUGAUCUCAACGAUAACGACUGGUCCUAUGGGGCAGAAAAAAAAGCCAAGAAGAGAAAGUCAGAUAAGAAUCAAAAUUCUCCAAGAAGAUCCAAAUCAGUAAAACAUAAAAAUGGUGAACUGGGGAGCAGCGUCAGUUUAGAGCCUUACAAGUACAACUAUAAUACUGGCAUCAGUUAUGAAAGUUUAGGCCCUGAUGAAGUCAGAUCACUUUUAACAACGCAAUGUGGGGUGAUCUCUGAGCACACCAAGAAGAUGUGUACCAGGUCUCAGCGAUGUCCCCAGCACACGGACGAACAGAGGAGGGCCGUCAGGGUCUUCCUACUGGGGCCGUCCGCGCCGUCGCUGCUCGAUGCAGACGCUGUGGUUGAGAAUGACAGCUUUGACAUUCCCGAUGGACAGACUCUGAUGAGCCGCUUGCAGUGGGAAGACUCACCUGAUAUUUCACCCACUGACUCUGCCUCAUCGAAAGCUAGCGCCAACCAUUCAGAUUCUAGAAAGCCCAAGAAAAAGAAGAGGACGUCUCUCGGUUUGAACAGUGGAGGAGGAGGAAGUCUGACUGGAGGCAGCAGCAGCAGCAGCUCUCAGAGUAAUAUCGGCUUAUCGACCAAAAAAAAGAGGCCCAAACUCUCAGCACCUUCUAUUUCCAGUAUCUAUGAUGACUUAAACUAGCGUAAGCUCUGUCAGUCAGAGCAGCUCUCGUCUCCUCUGAUAAGUCCCUCCGUUCACACCUGCAUUCACAGGCCUGAACAGGGUGAGGUGAAACUUGACUCAGUAGUUCUUACUCAUACAGCCUUGACAAGUAAGUGAAUUUAAUUAGCAUUUCUGCUUCUGUUUUAUGAACACAGUGUUUAAAAUAUUGUGAAUGAGAAUCACAGAGUUCAGUCAGAGUCUGAAGGAACUUAUUGGGGAAAAAGAACCCUAACACAGACUUUACUUUCUGCCUAUUCCAGUAAUCUCAGACAGUUUGGACCACACAGACAGCUGCUGUCCCCCUAAAAUCGAGGGCAGGAUGUUGCAUCCUCACAAGGCCUCCAGCAGCGAAUCAGAAAUUGUGCCCAUAUGCAGAUAAAGCCACCAUAGUUGCUGUCAUUGUGUCCAAGCAGGUAUUUCAGUUUACGCUGUUGCACCAUAUGACCAAAGGUAUGUGGACACAUGAACGUUGCACCCAUAUGUGAUUGCUGAACAUAUCAUUCUAAACCAAAGGGUUUCUACCAGAGUCUGGCUGCAGGGGUUUUUACUGAGUGCAGGGGGACUACUGAAUGCUAACACUGAUGUUUGGUGAUCAGGUCUGCCUCACAGUCGGUGUUCCAGUUCAUCCCAAAAGUACUGGAUGGAGUUGAGGUCAGGGCUUUAUGCAGGCCAGUCACAUUCUUCCAAAACUAAACUUGAAAUCCAGUUCUCUAUGGAUCUGACUUAAUGCACAAGGAGUCGUCGAUAUGUUGAAACAGGAAACAAAGUUGAAUGCACACGAUUAGUCAAAAUAAAAUGCUGUAGAAAUUCCUUAAUUUGAACAAAUCAGCCACAGAGGCGUCCACAUACUUAUGGCUAUACAGUGUAAACAGAUCUAGGAAUUGUCUCUUUAUGAUGCCAUCACCACAUUUGGCAUCUCUACCUUUCAGAUAAAGUAGAGUUUGUUUGUUUUUUAAUUUACAUUUAAACUGAGCUGUACUAUAUGAUAACAUUUUUAUGCUCUACAGUCAGAGUGCAGGGGCUCUGCAGAUAAAUACUCAACCAGAGACUUGUAAUGAUUCAUAAAUGAUGAGUCACUUUUGUAUGACUCUAUACAUUUUAUUUUUAAAUUCUGCAUAGUAUACCUUCGAAAAGCACCACAAGUGAUCCUUCUCACAACAGCCAUUUUGAAAAGAAAUAGCAGUAAAAUCAAAGGUGUAGUUAUUACGAUUAGGCCUCCAUUUAGCUUUUCUAAUUCCAGGGCCUUGCUCGCUGACAGGGUUUACUGAUGCACUUGAAUGCAUCACAGCUAUCAUUAACAGAACUGGUUGCACCUGUGUUUCUCCUGCUAUCACAGAUUAACUUGCUUCUGUGAAAAAGGCCCGUUACAAGUCUUCAUUUGUUGACCAUUUUCUGAAAGUUCCUCCUCCUCCUCAUCAUCCUCAUCAUCAUCAUCAUCAUCCUCUUCAUCCUCCUCCUCAUCUGAAGUGUGCAGUCUUCCCGCC
This is a messenger RNA of Plectropomus leopardus (leopard coralgrouper), 2879 nucleotides long. The record is from RefSeq and is a predicted model, not a curated record. Lineage: Eukaryota; Metazoa; Chordata; Actinopteri; Perciformes; Serranidae.